Molecule: messenger RNA, 667 nt
Organism: Hyaloscypha bicolor E
Lineage: Eukaryota; Fungi; Ascomycota; Leotiomycetes; Helotiales; Hyaloscyphaceae
Exons: 1
Coding region: 208-609 (133 amino acids)
Source: RefSeq, a predicted model, not a curated record
GUCGCUGGGCAGGAGACAACAGUGGAGAAGACCCGCUCAAAGGCCAGGAUCCGGCUUUUCUGUGGACCGCGUCUAAUUUUGGAUGGAGGAUGCGACCCGGCCUUGGGAGGCUGCGCCUGGCGGGUAACGGACGGGCCUUCCUGGGGAGGCGUCACUGGUCAGCCUGCAGUCAGAGCCAGGAACGCGCUACAGGUACUUUCUUGGUGGAUGGCUUGGGAUGAAAAGGUAUUAGACCACUGGGUCUUGCACUCCACGUCUCCAACCUCUUCUUGCGAUCCUCCUCGUGGUCCUCCUUGUGACCACUGGUCCCAAUCGCGUCUCGCGGCUACGCGCUCGAAGUCCUCGAUGGCCAGAGCAGGUCGACCCCGGAAUAGCGUGUGCCAUUUGCCUUGGAAGUCUAACCCUGGCCAAAGCAAGCAGUGUCACACACCCGGGGACGAUCGUUUUCCAAGCCGUCGAAAAUACAAACUUAGGGCUGUGGGUUGUGACGCUUGUCCAGCCUUCUCUAGUCGCCCAUGCGGCCAAUCGACAUCGUUUCCAACAAAUUUCCGCUUCAAGAUCCUCAUGGUUGAUCGUACCUGGUCAACCAUGAAUCGACGAUCUUCUUGAGAUGUCGAUUAAGUGGCUGGACCACAGAUACGAAGUGUUACUGGUAACAAGGUUUCAC